Molecule: messenger RNA, 3624 nt
Organism: Parastagonospora nodorum SN15
Lineage: Eukaryota; Fungi; Ascomycota; Dothideomycetes; Pleosporales; Phaeosphaeriaceae
Exons: 1
Coding region: 1-3624 (1207 amino acids)
Biological process (GO): spliceosomal complex assembly
Cellular component (GO): catalytic step 2 spliceosome; U2-type prespliceosome; U2 snRNP
Molecular function (GO): mRNA binding
Source: RefSeq, a predicted model, not a curated record
AUGGCCGGCCCGCGCGCAGGCAAGAGGUCACAGGCCAACGGCUCUGGCGAUGGAGACACGUCCAACAACAAGCAGUCUCUCAUGGAGGCGUCCGACAAGGAGCUCUACGGCAACGGCGUCGACAAAUUUGCGGGCUACAAUUCUUCCAUUGCCGUCCAGGACCAGGAUGACGACAUGGAAGGCGUAGAGCUUAACGGCCGUCGGCUCACCGGCCAGUACACAGCUUCCAAGGAGAUACUCAACGAGUACGCGCAUGGCGACACGGCUGAGGCGGACAUUCUCGACAGCCGCGAGAAGCAGGCCCAGAUUGCAUCGCGCGAGACCGACUACCAGCGCCGACGAUUCGAUCGCGCACUAUCGCCCGACCGUGCAGACCCGUUUGCAAAGGAUGGACAAGAGGGCGGACUCUCCUACAAGGAGAUCAUGAAGGAGCGGGACUUCGAGCGCGAGGAGGCGCGUGUGCGCCAGCUAAUCGACCAAAAGGAGCGAUCAGGUGGCAACGAAGUGCUCGACCACAAGCCGACCCUCAAGGACGGCGCGGAUGCCACACCGGUCAAUGGCGACAAAACCCCUCCGAUGGAGCCAAAGAAGCGCAAGAGGCGCAGGUGGGACGAGAGCGCGGCAGAGGGUGCGCCAGCUGUCAAGGAGGAGGCCAAGGAAGAAGUCAAGGAAGCACCGGAGCCUACUAAGAAGCGCUCGCGAUGGUCACCCGCGCCAGUGUCACCCGCGCCAGAGCAGAAGGCCCCCGAAGCCGCAGCUCCCGCGCGAUCACGAUGGGACACAGCUGCGGUGGCUCCCUCGGGCGGAGCGACACCAGCUCCCACCACCAAUGGCUCCCGACCAGGCAAUAUGCCCCCAGUUGCUUUCGGUACAGACAUCUCCAACAGAAAUGCGCCCCUGUCGGAUGAGCAGCUCGACCUGCUACUGCCUGGCGAGAAGGACGGUUACAAAGUGCUCGAAGCUCCUCCGGGCUACGAGCCAGUGCGACGACCAGUCGGCAUGCCUGCACUCCCUACAGGCUACCAAGGCUUCUUGAUCCCCGAAGCCGACAACAGCCUGGCUGCCAUGGGCAAGCAGUUGCCAACCGAGAUCCCCGGCGUGGGCGACCUACAGUUCUUCAAGACCGAGGACAUGAAGUACUUCGGCAAGCUCACAGAUGGUGCGGACGAGAACGACAUGAGCGUUGAGGAACUCAAGGAGCGCAAGAUCAUGCGCCUUCUGCUCAAAGUCAAGAACGGAACGCCGCCCAUGCGAAAGACAGCUCUUCGACAGCUUACGGACAAUGCUCGCCAGUUUGGUGCCGGCGCUCUCUUCAACCAGAUUCUUCCCUUGUUGAUGGAGCGUAGCCUCGAGGACCAGGAGCGACAUUUGCUCGUCAAAGUCAUCGAUCGUGUUCUCUACAAGCUAGACGACCUCGUUCGACCGUACGUUCAUAAGAUCUUGGUCGUCAUCGAGCCCCUCCUUAUCGACCAAGACUACUACGCUCGUGUAGAAGGUCGCGAAAUUAUCUCCAACCUUGCCAAAGCAGCCGGUCUAGCACACAUGAUCAGCACCAUGCGACCAGAUCUCGAUCACCAGGACGAAUACGUACGGAACACUACGGCACGAGCCUUCGCAGUCGUCGCGUCUGCACUCGGUAUACCAGCACUCCUUCCUUUCCUUCGAGCUGUUUGUCGAUCAAAGAAGUCAUGGAAUGCUCGUCACACCGGUGUCAAGAUUGUCCAGCAGAUUCCUAUCUUGAUGGGAUGCGCCAUUCUACCACAUUUGAAGGGUCUCGUCGAAUGCAUUGGCGAGAACCUCAACGACGAACAGCCAAAGGUCCGCAUGGUUACCGCGCUUGCGCUUGCCGCACUCGCAGAAGCUGCAAGCCCUUACGGUAUCGAGUCUUUCGAUGACAUCCUCAACCCGCUUUGGACUGGAGCCCGACGCCAACGUGGUAAGGCUCUCGCCGCGUUCUUGAAGGCGGUCGGCUAUGUCAUCCCCCUCAUGGACGAGGAAUACUCAAACUACUACACGAGCCAGGUCAUGGAGAUUGUUAUUCGAGAGUUUCAAUCCCCAGAUGAAGAAAUGAAGAAGGUUGUGCUGAAGGUAGUCUCGCAGUGCUCGAACACAGCAGGUGUAACUCCUGUCUACCUGAAGGACAAUGUCCUGCCAGAGUUCUUCAAGCACUUUUGGGUACGACGAAUGGCUCUUGACAAGCGGCAAUACCGCCAGGUUGUUGACACGACAGUCGAUCUUGCGCAGAAGGCCGGUGUCUCUGAGAUCGUUGGCCGCAUUGUUAACAACAUGAAAGACGAAAACGAGGCAUACCGUAAGAUGACCGUUGAGACCAUCGACAAAGUCAUCAGCACACUCGGCGCUCACGAUGUCGAUCAGCGUCUCGAAGAGCAACUCAUUGAUGGUGUUCUCGUCGCUUUCCAGGACCAAACUAUCGAAGAUCCGAUCGUCAUUGAUGGUUUCGCUACUGUCGUCAACGCACUCGGCGAACGCACCAAGACCUACCUCCCACAGAUUGUGGCCACUGUGCUUGCGCGCUUGAACAACAAGUCUGCCACAGUUCGCCAGCAAGCAGCAGAUCUCAUCUCGAGAAUCACCUUUGUCAUGCAGAAGUGCGACGAGGACCCGCAGCUGAUCAAGCUUGCACAGGCACUGUACGAGUACCUGGGUGAAGAGUAUCCUGAGGUGCUCGGAUCCAUCUUGGGUGCUCUUCGUGCCAUUGUCACAGUCGUUGGUCUCCAUGCCAUGCAGCCGCCUAUCAAGGAUCUGCUGCCCAGGCUCACACCCAUUCUUCGUAACCGACAUGAGAAGGUACAGGAAAACACUAUCGACUUGGUUGGACGUAUCGCUGAUCGUGGUGCCAACUACGUCAACCCCCGAGAGUGGAUGCGAAUUUGCUUCGAACUACUUGACAUGCUCAAGGCACACAAGAAGGGCAUUCGACGUGCUGCCAACAACACUUUUGGUUACAUCGCCAAAGCCAUUGGUCCUCAGGAUGUCCUGGCAACUCUUCUCGGUAACCUUCGCGUCCAAGAACGUCAGUCCCGUGUCUGCACUGCUGUUGCCAUUGGUAUCGUCGCUGAAACCUGUGCGCCAUUUACUGUCCUCCCAGCACUGAUGAACGAGUACCGUGUACCGGAGCUCAACGUCCAGAACGGUGUGCUCAAGUCACUGUCCUUCAUGUUUGAGUACAUUGGCGAGAUGGCAAAGGAUUAUGUCUAUGCUAUCACUCCACUUCUCGAGGACGCCCUCAUCGAUCGAGACCAGGUCCAUCGUCAGACUGCCGCUUCAGUCGUCAAGCACGUUGCCCUUGGCUGUGUUGGUCUCGACUGCGAGGAUGCCAUGAUCCAUCUGCUGAACCUGUUGUGGCCAAAUUUGUUCGAGACCAGCCCGCACGUCAUCGACCGAAUCGUCGAGGCCAUCGAAGGUGUCCGCAACGCCGUCGGUACCCCGCUGGUUCUCAACUACCUCUGGGCCGGUCUGUUCCAUCCCGCUCGCAAGGUCCGACAGCCGUACUGGCGCAUCUACAACGAUGCCUACGUCCAGUCCGCCGACUCGAUGACUCCCGCAUACCCGAUGUUCGAGGAGGAGAACCUGAGGAGGCAUGAACUGGAUAUAUUCAUCUAA